Messenger RNA from Girardinichthys multiradiatus, 904 nucleotides. RefSeq names its product signal recognition particle 19 (gene srp19). Gene Ontology annotation, biological process: SRP-dependent cotranslational protein targeting to membrane, signal sequence recognition; SRP-dependent cotranslational protein targeting to membrane. Lineage: Eukaryota; Metazoa; Chordata; Actinopteri; Cyprinodontiformes; Goodeidae. The transcript has 5 exons. The coding region runs from base 158 to 583 and encodes 141 amino acids. Gene Ontology annotation, molecular function: 7S RNA binding. The record is from RefSeq and is a predicted model, not a curated record. Gene Ontology annotation, cellular component: signal recognition particle, endoplasmic reticulum targeting.
GCAUUUAACUCAAAGAAGAAGCCAUUAGCAUUGAUUCCGCUGUGUGUUUACCGCAGUUAGCUUCCAAUGGAAUAAUAUAUCUUUUUAUACGUGACUUUUGUGAAUAAACUCCUCAUAUCAAACCUUUGCGUUAAUUAGUGUAGCGUUAAUUUCAGCUAUGGCUCAUCUGACUGAAAACCCCGCGGAUAAAGACCGGUUCAUCUGCGUCUAUCCCAUCUACAUCAACAGUAAGAAGACGCUUGCUGAGGGACGCAGGAUCCCCAAUGAAAAGGCGGUGGAGAACCCGUCCUGUGCUGAGAUCCGAGACGUGUUGACGGCUGCAGGGAUGAACGUCUACAUGGAGAACAAGAUGCAUCCUAAGGAGUGGAACCGGGACGUCCAGUUCAGAGGCCGGGUCAGAGUUCAGUUGAAGCAGACUGAUGGAAGUCUGUGUCAGGAGAAGUUCAAAUCCCGUAAAGACGUGAUGUUCUACGUUGCUGAGAUGAUUCCCAAACUAAAGACUCGGACUCAGAAGAGUGGAGGAAGUGACAGCAGCUCCCAGCAGGGGGAGGGAGGGAAGAAGAGCAAGAAGAAGAAGAAAUAACCUCCUAAACAUCCGUUCAUCCAUGGAGAGAAAUGAGAGUUGGACUGAACUAAAUCCUGGAAGCCUUCAGGUGUUUGUCUCCUGCAGGAUUCAUUUCUCCUGGAAGUUAAAGAUCUUCUGCAGAUUUCAUCAAUGGAAACGUCUGUUAAAUAUUAUUAGUUCCACCUGGAAGUAGAAACUAGAUGUUUUUCAUCGAGCAAAUUUAAGUUCUUUUGUAAGAGAAGAAGAAGAAAGAAAAGUUUAAAUUUCAGGUGGAAAUUAUUUCGAGUUUUUGCCACAUUGAUCACACCUAAAGACAAAGAUUAAACGUUUCAUUUCGUC